This is a messenger RNA of Seriola dumerili (greater amberjack), 3572 nucleotides long. It is a transcript of the gene tlr9, whose product is annotated as toll-like receptor 7. Lineage: Eukaryota; Metazoa; Chordata; Actinopteri; Carangiformes; Carangidae. Gene Ontology annotation, cellular component: plasma membrane. The record is from RefSeq and is a predicted model, not a curated record. The annotation marks the transcript as partial. Gene Ontology annotation, biological process: defense response to virus; canonical NF-kappaB signal transduction; positive regulation of interleukin-6 production. Gene Ontology annotation, molecular function: pattern recognition receptor activity; protein binding. The transcript is spliced from 2 exons.
UUUCCUCAGGCUCUGUUAAAAAAUAUCCUCAUCCUUGGUCAGCUUCUUCCAUUAGUGAGGACCAUAAAUAUCAUCUUCUUACCAUGUGACACUGAUGUGAAUGCUACCACAGUGGAUUGCUCUGACAGACCACUCAGGCAUGUCCCCUUCAUCCAGUCUACCACUGUAGUGUCACUCAAUUUAAGUCGGACGAAGAUACAGCAAGUGGGGAAGCAUGCUUUCGCAGGUGUCCCAAAUCUUCACACUCUGAAAAUAAUGGGGAAUUGUCAGCCAAGGCGAGCCUUAGAAGACCGCUCAUGCAAAAUGUACAUUCACCAUUAUGCCUUCAAGAACCUACUGGAUCUUAAAUUUCUUCAUCUGUCAGGAAAUAGCCUCACCUCUAUACCCUGGUUACCUGACACCCUGAGGUUUCUCGAUCUACAGAAUAAUCACAUCUUCCACAUCACCCACCUUUCAAGAACUCCAAAUCUUGAAGAGCUCUUCCUCUCUAUGAACUGCUUUUAUGCAAACCCUUGCAACCAGUCCUUUUACAUCAGCGAGAGGGUUUUCUCUGAGCUCGAUAAACUCAAAAACCUUACGUUAGGGUUUAAUAAUUUGACAUCUGUCCCCAGAGGACUGCCACCCUCACUGGAGAGUCUGGAUUUAAAAGAGAAUACAAUCACAGAGGUCUUAGACGGGGCAUUUUCCAACCUGACUAUGCUUAAGAGUUUGAAUUUGGAGUGGAACUGCCAGCGUUGUGACCAUGCAGCGAGGCCCUGUUUUCCUUGCCCACAAAAUCUCCCUCUAAACCUAUAUCCAAACUCGUUCUAUGCUAAGAACAGCUCCAUCAUCUAUCUAAGCUUGAGGGGCAAUUCUCUGAAAACAUUUCCAGAGGGUCUUUUCAAACCUUUGAAGAAUUUAAAGAGACUAGACCUCUCUGACAACCUCCUGGCAUAUGCUAUACGUAAUGGCACCUUCUUCUCAGAGCUGAGGGGCCUUACUUGGAUUAGCCUUAUCUAUAACUAUGAACCCCUGAGGACAUUUAAGGACCUGAUCCUCUCCCCACAUAUUGGCAAUAUAUCUGGUCUACAAUACCUCCUUCUGAGUGGUAACUUUUUCCACAAGCUUUCAAUUCAGAGCCAUAGUGUUCUAUCCAAACUUAAAAAUCUAAUGAAACUAGAACUGAGAAUGAACUUCAUUAAUACUUGUAACUUGACAGAUCUGAAACAGCUACCGUCUCUCAUCUAUAUUGACCUUUCCCAAAACAUGCUUAACUUCCUUCCAUCCUGCUGUAAUUCAACACCUGAGAAUAUGGCACAGACAAGCUGUCACAACGAGAACUUGUAUACACAACAUUUCCCUGACCAACCUCCAAUUGUAAGAGAUCGAGAAGUCACAUCUGUAAAUGAGAUCAGGGAAUCAAACAAGUUGAAUGUGAUGGAAUUGGUGGAGCACAAUGCAUCACAAUUUCCAUCACUAUGGGACUUCAGAAAUCAUUUCUGCCGGCAUAAAUUAACAUUUGACCUAUCUCAAAAUGACAUUUUGUCUCUUAACAAAAAUGUGUUUGUAGGCAUGGAAAAUGCUGUUUGUUUAGACCUUUCCUUCAAUUACAUGAGCCAAGCAUUGAAGAGUGGGCAGUUUGACGGAUUGAAAAAUUUAGUUUUGCUUAAUUUGUCAUACAAUAGGCUUGAUCUUUAUUAUAAUGCUGCUUUCAGUGAGCUUAAAACUACUCUAAAGGUAUUGGAUGUUAGUAACAAUGAGUUUCACUUCAAAAUGAGGGGCAUGGGCCAUCGUUUGGAGUUCCUCCAAAAUCUGACCAAUUUAGAAGUCCUAAAUCUUGCAAACAAUGACAUUGGGAUGAGAAUAGAUCAAAGGCUGAUCAGCAGCUCAGUGAAGUACCUCUACUUCAAUGGAAAUCACCUAGAUAUUAUGUGGGAAUCUGAUAACAACAAGUACACUCAUUUUUUCCAAAACCUGACAAACCUCAUCUACCUGGACAUCUCUAACAAUGGUCUAAAGUCAGUCUCACCAGAAGUAUUGUGUAACCUCCCACGUAGCAUUCAGGCCCUCAGCAUCAGCAACAAUUUGCUGAACUAUUUCCCAUGGAAGAACAUCUCAGCACUCAGCAAUUUACGUCACCUAGACCUAAGUCAAAAUUAUCUCUCUUAUUUGCCUUAUAAAUUUAUAGAAUUUGGAGCUAAUUUUUCUCUCUUGGACCUCAGUCACAAUCGCCUUAGUUUUGUUCCAGCGGAUUUCUUCAGAAAGGCAAAAUCCUUGCAAUAUCUGUAUCUCAGCCACAAUCAGAUCAAAGAGUUGAAGCAUCAGUAUCUCCCUGCCCCUUUUAAAAAUGGUGUUCUCCAAGAACUCACCCUGCAUGCCAACCCCUUUAAAUGUGAUUGUGAUACAUCCUGGUUUGCAGACUUCUUGAGUUCUACUCCAGUACAUAUUCCUUAUCUUACCACACAUGUACACUGUGAUUACCCAGAGUCCCAACAAGGCCAUAGUGUACUGUCUAUUGACCAGCGUUCCUGCCAGGAUAUAUAUGGUAGCUUAGCCUUCCUCGUCUGUUCCUUCUUGGCUUUGACAUUCACUGUUCUGCCCCUACUGAAGCAUCUCUAUGGCUGGGAUAUGUGGUAUUGCUUACAGGUGCUUUGGGCAGGACAUAAAGGCUAUUCCCAGCUGGCUGGUACUGAUUCAGAGCAUCACUAUGAUGCCUUUGUAGUGUUUGACACCAGGAACAAGGCUGUGAGGGACUGGGUCUACAAUGAGUUAAUUGUGAAUCUGGAGAACUCAGAUCACAGGAGAUUUUGUCUCUGUUUGGAAGAGAGGGACUGGAUUCCUGGACUUUCAUGUAUUGAGAAUCUGCACAGUGCUGUCUACAACAGUGUGAAGACAGUGUUUGUGCUGUCCAGUGGUUCUAAUGGCGGUGAGACAGUGAAUGGUGUGAUCCGCCAGGCUUUCUUCAUGGUUCAGCAGCGGCUUUUGGAUGAGAAGGUGGAUGCAGCUGUGCUGGUUCUGUUGGAUGAGAUGUUUCCCAAACUGAAGUACCUUCAGCUGAGGAAGAGGUUGUGCAAAAAGUCUGUGUUGUCCUGGCCGAGAAACCCAAGGGCUCAACCGCUUUUCUGGAAUAAACUGAGAAUGGCAUUAUCGUCAGAUAACCUCAAAUUUUAUGACAACAACAUAAGUGAAAGUUUUGUAUGACUACAUGUUAACUGUUGAUACAGAGCAACUUGGUGGAGAAAAAAUCUCUCAUCUUCCCAUUAGCUAAUUUUGAGAAAACUGUCCUCUGAUUGUUUAUGUCACAUGACACUUGAUUUUUUUUAACACGUGGCUGUAUAUUUUUUAAUUUUAUAGUGUGCUCUUACAUAUUUUACUUCUCUUUUUUCAAGUGUGUGUUCUGUUGUUUUAUCUGAUAAUGUAGUUGCUGAGUAAGAUGUUUUGAAUCUUAUUUUGCUUUUUUUAUAAUUUGACAUUUUCAUGAAUUCUUUAUAUUACUGACCCUGAAGGUUGGCAGUUUUAAUUCUCUUUUCUUAUUUUUAGUGAGUUAAUGUUAACGUCUUUAGAGAAGUUGGGUUGGGUAUAUGGGCUGCAAU